CCAGGAUUGAAGAAUCCUACUCGAUAGUGUAAACUCCUACUGACGGCAAAAUCAUGAACACAACAUCACCACACUGAUGUAAACAAAUUGUUUUGUAACUCAGCUGGUACACGGUCGGACGAAUCUGUCGAAGUUUUUCAGGCGUAAAAUACACUUGUGGGACGGCUUUUGGUAGACGCAAAACCAUGGCCACGCUAUUGCCCAAACCGGUCGACCCGGAAGAGGCAGCCAAGCGGGAGAAUGCGGCCAAAACGGAGGGUGUGUUUUUUCCCGGAUCCGACCUAGACGAGGUGGCUAAACAUUUCAUAGGAAACAUUCACCGUUAUCGAGAAAAUAUUAUCAUACCGAAAAUGUACGGAGUGGUGCAGAUAAAAACCAACGAAGAAAAGCUCGUGGAAGCCGCCUUCGAAAGCUGUGCGUUCAAAUCGUUCAUGAGCUGUGUGUUGGGGUACGGUUUGGGUGCGGCCAUUGGUCUGUUCAGCUCAUCGGUCAAUCCCAGUAUUGCCGAUCCUAUGGCGGGCGAAAAGCAACAAACGGCGAGGGAAAUUUUUCGCGAAAUGCGUCAAGCUACGCAUUCGUACGGCAAAAAUUUUGCCGUCAUCGGGGCAGUGUUUGCGGCCGUCGAGUGUGCAAUUGAAUCGAAACGUGGCGUCUCGGACUGGAAGAACGGAACCUAUGCCGGAGCCGUAACGGGAGGAUUGAUUGGCUUGCGAGCUGGAGUGAAAGCUGGAAUAAUCGGUGCAGCUGGGUUUGCCGCAUUCUCCACAGUUAUAGAUUAUUACAUGCGACACAGAUAAGUGUUCGAUGGAAGAGUGUGGCUAAGAGAUCAUAAUUAUAGAAUCACAGGCACACCAUAUUGUCUGAUAACAUUAAAGUAAAAUAAAAAGUUGUUUAGGUGUAACAAUCCAAGACGAUUUCAUAACAAUAUUUGGGGUGAUCCGGUGGCGUACAGAAACGGCGCCGACUUUCACAAGACAGUACCGGUGCAAAAUCCCAU
Molecule: messenger RNA, 997 nt
Organism: Anopheles moucheti
Lineage: Eukaryota; Metazoa; Arthropoda; Insecta; Diptera; Culicidae
Product: mitochondrial import inner membrane translocase subunit Tim22
Exons: 4
Coding region: 186-797 (203 amino acids)
Biological process (GO): protein insertion into mitochondrial inner membrane
Cellular component (GO): TIM22 mitochondrial import inner membrane insertion complex
Molecular function (GO): transmembrane protein transporter activity
Source: RefSeq, a predicted model, not a curated record